Messenger RNA from Neurospora tetrasperma FGSC 2508, 233 nucleotides. RefSeq lists its product as uncharacterized. Bases 6 to 227 code for a protein of 73 amino acids. Lineage: Eukaryota; Fungi; Ascomycota; Sordariomycetes; Sordariales; Sordariaceae. The transcript has a single exon. The record is from RefSeq and is a predicted model, not a curated record.
CAUAGAUGGAGUCCAGGCUUUGUCUUCGAUUUAUCCAUCCUAGCGCCCUUGCAAGAGUGGAUGUGGAGGCGCGAGGAAAGAGGGUUGGUGAGGUUGAGGCGCACUGGAAAGUAAAUUUUCUCAUUGGUGAUACCAAACUUGGUUGGUGGGGAGAGGAAACGGGGCGUAUUGGCGUUUUGGUUUCGAGAGGACGGGAAAAAUCGGGUUAUGGGGAGACGCAAGAUUAGUUCAGC